AUGGAGAACACCAAGGUGCAAGAGGUCCACACCGGCCUCGAGCCCGAUGUCAAGGGCGACAAGACCAACCAGCACGUCAAGAAGGCCGCCGAGCUCGGACAGCUCGAAAAGCAAAUCAGCCCGGACUCGGACGACAUCGCUCGCCCCGAUGGCAGAUCGGUCGACGACAUGUAUGAACGCAAGGUCUACAUCCUCAACAAGGUGCUCAACGAACACAUCGGUAUGGGCAAGGUCCAAUGGCAGCUCUUCUUGCUCUCCGGUUGGGGCUGGAUGGCCGACAACCUUUGGCUUCAGGGUGUUGCCAUCAUCUUGCCCCAGGUUCAGCGUGAAUUCAACAUCCAGAGCGACAUUCGCUGGAUGACAUUCGCGCUCUACUGUGGUCUCAUUUGCGGUGCUGCCAUCUGGGGCAUCCUCGCUGAUGUGAUCGGUCGUCGUCCCUCGUUCAACAUUACGCUCUGCAUCGCCGGUAUCUUUGGUAUUGCUGCCGGUGGCGCUCCCAACUUCGUCGGUCUCGGCGGUCUGCUCGCAGCGCUCGGUUUCGGUCUUGGCGGCAACUUGCCCGUUGACGGUAUGAUGUUCCUCGAGUUUAUUCCGGCCAACAAGCAGUACCUCCUCACGCUCCUCUCGGUGUUCUGGUCGCUCGGCCAGCUGCUUGCCUCGCUCGUCGCAUGGGCCUUCAUCGCCAACUUCUCGUGCGACGGCGAGGAGAGCAACACACCCGGCCCUGACAAGGUCCCCUGCGAUGUUUCGCGCAACAUGGGCUGGAGGUACACGUUCUACACGCUCGGUGCGCUCACUUUCGCCAUGUUCAUCGCCCGAUACUUCGUCUUCCGCCUGCCUGAGUCGCCCAAGUUCUAUCUCUCCAAGGGUAUGGACGCUGAGGCUGUCGCUGUGCUCAAGGAGAUCGCCCGCAGGAACGGAAAGCCUCUUGGUGACGAUAUCAUUUCCGUCGAGAUCUUCCGCUCGGCUGCAGGUCAGGACACCAACAUGGACGCUGCUGAAUACGAAGACGAGCCCACUGGUCUGAAGGGCCUCGUCAGUGCUCCUGGCCGCAUGCUCAAGGAUCUCAAGAACGUCUCCCUCACCCCGGAUCUCUCGCACGUCAAGCCGCUGUUCUACGGCUAUCAGAUGGCCAUGACCACCACCAUCCUCUGGAUUCUCUGGUCGCUCAUCGGCCUCGCCUACCCGCUCUACAACGCCUUCCUGCCCAUCUACCUCUCGCAGGCUCAGGGCGUCGAGGCACCGCCUUCAGUCUACACAACCUACCGCAACUACGCCAUUAUUUCCAUCUGUGGUGUGCCCGGUUCCAUCAUCGCCGCCUGGAUGGUCGAGCUGCCCAGGUCCGGACGUCGCGGUGCGCUUGGAAUCGGUACCCUUCUGACCGGCGUUUUCCUUUUCCUGUUCACCACGGCCAAGACCGAAGGUGCCGUCCUCGGGUUCAACUGCGCCGCCGCAGUUGUGCAGAACAUCAUGUACGGAGUUCUCUACUGCAUCACGCCCGAAGUGCUCCCCGCUCCCCAUCGUGGAACUGGCGACGGCAUCGCAGCUGCGCUCAACCGUAUCUUUGGUGCAAUGGCCCCCAUCAUCGGCAUCUACGCUGGCGGCACAGCACCCCUCUACGUCGCAGCAUCGCUCUUCCUCUUCUCGGGCGUGCUCUCGUUCUUCAUCCCGCUCGAAUCGCGCGGAAAGAGUGCGCUCUGA
Sporisorium graminicola is the source of this 1701-nucleotide messenger RNA. RefSeq lists its product as uncharacterized. The record is from RefSeq and is a predicted model, not a curated record. Gene Ontology annotation, molecular function: transmembrane transporter activity. The transcript has 2 exons. NCBI's taxonomy places the organism in Eukaryota, Fungi, Basidiomycota, Ustilaginomycetes, Ustilaginales, Ustilaginaceae. Gene Ontology annotation, biological process: transmembrane transport. Bases 1 to 1701 code for a protein of 566 amino acids.